UGAGCAACUAAUGCUGGCCUCUUCGUGUUAGUUCUUGGUUGGCCAUUUGCGACGUACAACCACCGCGAGUUUCGACCAUCGCACACGGUGCUGCUCAUUCAUCUUCUCCAAAUAAAGUUGUGCCUUCUCUGUUGUUUUGACAUUAAGCUCCGAAGGAAACUGCCAUGAUGGUUUCUAUGAAGCGAGAAAGAGAGACUGAAGUGGACGAUGAUGAUGAGGACGACGAAGACAUAGUGGCAGCCAAAGUCGGCCGAGGACGUGCAGCAGAAGACCGGAGAAGCCGCCACUGUCCUUACCUCGACACUAUAAACAGGAGUGUGCUGGACUUUGACUUUGAGAAACUGUGCUCCAUAUCACUCUCCCACAUCAAUGUCUACGCCUGCCUUAUAUGUGGGAAAUACUUUCAAGGUAGAGGUUUGAAGUCUCAUGCUUACACGCACAGUGUGCAGUUUACCCAUCAUGUGUUCCUGAAUCUGCACACUCUCAAGUUUUACUGUCUGCCAGACAACUACGAGAUCAUUGACUCCUCACUAGAAGACAUCACGUAUGUGCUGAAACCAACUUUCACCAAGCAGCACAUUGGAGGGCUGGACAAGCAGGGUAAACUGUACCGAGCCUACGAUGGUACGACCUACCUGCCUGGCAUCGUAGGGCUCAACAACAUUAAAGCCAACGACUACGCCAAUGUGGUCUUACAGGCUUUUUCCAAUGUUCCACCGUUGCGAAACUACUUCCUUGAGGAGGAAAACUACAUGGGGAUCCGGAGACCACCGGGUGACAUCAUGUUCCUCUUGGUGCAGAGGUUCGGUGAGCUGAUGCGCAAACUUUGGAAUCCGAGAAACUUCAAGGCUCAUGUCUCUCCACAUGAGAUGCUGCAAGCUGUUGUGCUGUGCAGCAAGAAGAACUUUCAAAUCACCAAACAAGAUUCUAAACGUUUGUGCAUGCUCUCCUGUCUCAUCUACAUUCAGGAGUACAAAACCUACAAAGAGAAUUUCCUCAAAAGGUUCCAGUUGACCAAACUGCCUCCGUACCUCGUCUUUUGCAUCAAAAGAUUCACCAAGAACAACUUCUUCGUGGAGAAGAACCCCACAAUCGUCAACUUCCCCAUCACGAAUGUAGACCUUCGUGAGUACUUGACAGAAGAAGCUCAAGUGACAGAGAAAAACACAACAUAUGACCUCGUCGCCAACGUAGUGCAUGAUGGGAAACCAACCGAGGGAGCAUACAGAAUACAUGUUCUGCAUCAUGGAACUGGGAAGUGGUAUGAGAUGCAGGACCUGCAGGUGACCGACAUUCUCCCCCAGAUGAUCACACUGUCCGAGGCCUACAUCCAGAUCUGGAAGAGACAGGAGAGUGACACGGACACAAACAGCCACACGGCGGUGUAAGUGAGGCCACAUUCUCAACAUGGCCAGAAGUAAACUGGGUAUUUUAACGGAUAAAACAACAACAUGACAGAAAUGCGAGUGGCUAAAGAGACUUUUUCUCGCUAGCAAAAAAAAUAAAAUGUAUAUGUUUCCCUUGUUUUUUUUCACAGUUUUAUGUUUUUACUAUGUGGAAGUUUCCAAAUAAACAAACUUCAGGACACA
Notothenia coriiceps (black rockcod) is the source of this 1589-nucleotide messenger RNA. RefSeq names its product ubiquitin specific peptidase 39 (gene usp39). Gene Ontology annotation, biological process: spliceosomal complex assembly; mRNA processing; protein deubiquitination. The coding region runs from base 165 to 1388 and encodes 407 amino acids. NCBI's taxonomy places the organism in Eukaryota, Metazoa, Chordata, Actinopteri, Perciformes, Nototheniidae. The record is from RefSeq and is a predicted model, not a curated record. The transcript has 10 exons. Gene Ontology annotation, molecular function: cysteine-type deubiquitinase activity; zinc ion binding.